Molecule: messenger RNA, 5986 nt
Organism: Trichoplusia ni (cabbage looper)
Lineage: Eukaryota; Metazoa; Arthropoda; Insecta; Lepidoptera; Noctuidae
Product: GRIP and coiled-coil domain-containing protein 2-like
Exons: 15
Coding region: 185-4450 (1421 amino acids)
Source: RefSeq, a predicted model, not a curated record
GACAUCCACUGACGUUGAUGAUGACAUACGUCGUAGCGUAGUGCAUAUUCUUGAGUGAUUUUGAUGGAUAAUAAAAUUACAGAAAUAGUUUCUUAAUUUUCUUAGAUUUUCACGUAGUUCGAGAACCUUUUUGACUUCACUAGAUAUAUUAUAGAGAAUGAGCAAAGCUUUUUAGCAAUUUACCAUGGACCACCCGGAGACUACGAGCCCAGGCGGUGGUGCUAAAAAGAGUCCUUUUGAUGACUUGGGAAGAGAUGAGUUAAUUAACAAAUGUAAAGGCUUCCUGGCUAUAGCUCAGAAAGCUAAACUUGCCAAAGCAGAGUUGAAUGCUGAGUUAGAAAGCUGCAAAAUACAGUUGGAUAAGAGUGAAAAAGAAAAGAAAACUAUUUCAGAAAGUUUGAAGACUCUUCAAGAGCUUGUUGACUCUCUGACUGAACAGAAACUAAAUUUUAUAACUGAAGUAGAUUCGGCUCAUGGCAAGAUAAGAGCACUUACCACUACAUGUGCUCGCUAUGAGGAAGACAUUAAAAGUUGUAAAGCUGAUGUGAUUGUCAAAGAUAAUAAGAUAGUGGAAAUCAAUAAAAAGAUAUCUGACUUGGAUAUAGAAGUAACUUCACUUAAGAGACAGAAUAACAGGCUCUUGGAGGAAAAUGAACAACUCUUGGGUCAACUCACUGAAUUUGAAGCUAGAUCAGCCGAGUUUAACAACAUUGGAAUGCAGCAAAGAGAACAACUAAAAAUCCUGGAAGAAAGUGUCCAUACAGAAGAACAUUAUAAAACUCAAAUUGAAGAAUUAAACAAUCACAUAAAGCAAUUGGAAGGUAAAAUUCAAAAUAACAUAGAUUUUGAAGCUAAAUAUAAUGAAACAAACGAAUUAUAUGAAAAUGAAAAAGCAAAGAAGGAGAAAGCAAAUGUAAAAUUGAGGAGCUACAAAGAUAAAAUUUUGAAGUGUGCUGGCUGCAUUAACCAGCUGAAGAACUCAAGAUUUAUCCUUUCAAAAACAGUCAAAGAAUAUUCUGAAAACAUUCCUAAAUGGCAAAAUGAUAUAAUAAAGGCAUCAAAAGUCCUUGACAAACAAAUUAGUCAGCUAAACAACGAAAAUUUGAGUCUUAAAGAAAGACUUGCUCAAUUAGAAAAAGAACUUGAUCAAGUACAACAAAUCAAAAUGAAUGAUAAUGAAACUGACGGUCAGAUAACUGUUUUAACUGAAGAAAAUGGAUUAUUAAAACAUAAAGUUGAUACUUUGGAUCAACAACUAACAAGUAUUACUAAUGAAAAUUCUUAUCUGAAAAGUGAACUAGAUGAAAUGAGGAGCCACCUUGAAGAAGACAAGUUAUUGAAAGAAAGCCUAAAUAAGUGCACUCAGAAGCUAAAUGAAAUGUCUUAUAAAUACAAUGAACUGGAAUCAUCCAUGCAAACUCUGAAGCAGGAAAAUGAAACAUUAAAACAAGAGUCUCAAAAUAACAUUCAGGACAAAGAUGUACUGGAUAACUUGAAUUUGCAAAUUAAAGCAUUGGAAAGUGAGAAAUCCAUUUUAGUGAAAGAAAAGCUCAAUGCAAGAGAUAAUGUUGUUGAACUAGAAAAUCAGAAUAGAAUCUUAACAGAUAAAAUUACUAAAUUGAAGUCAGAAUUGCAAACUGUAAAAUCUCAGUUGGAAUAUGUGUUACAAGAGAAGGAAGCUUUUGAAAUUAAAUUCAAAGCAGAUAGGGAAAGUGAAGUUAAUUUAUUAAAAUGUAAUAUAAUGGCUCAGCAAGAACAAUUUAAUUUGUUGAAAAAAGAACAUGACGAUUUACAAGAUUUGAAUGGGCUUCUGAAAGAAGAAGUAGAGACUUUAAAACUCUCUUUGGAGCAGCCUAAAGAUGAUAACUUAUCUGAUUUAAAUGUUUCUCUGCAAACAGACAUAGUAAAGUUAGAGACUAAACUUGCAGCAUAUAAACAGGAAAAUGCAUCUCUCUUAUCAGAAAUCAAGGAAGCACGAGCCAAAUCGAAAGAAUGUGAUAGCGUUAUGGCCGAUUAUGAAGACGCCAAAUCAAAAUUAGCUAGUUACAAAUCCGAAAAUACAGAACUGUUAAACGAAAUGAAAGAAAUAAAUCAGGUAUUGAAAGAACGUGGUGAGGCUAUAUCGAAGCUACAAAAAGCUGUUUCCGAAAUGGAGAAGUUAGUAGAAACGUAUGAAAAGGAUAGAGAUAGUGUUAAUGAGGAAAAAAUUCAACUCCUCAAAAAGAUUGAAACCCUUGAAAGUGAGAUUAAAGACGCCGAGCAAAAAACUAAUGAAAAUAAGGAAGCCGCUAAUUACGUUAAUCAGGAAAUUGAGAAUGCUCUGAAGAAUUUGUCUUUGAAAGAUGGUAUUAUUUCAUCUUUGAAAGAAGAAGUAGAGAGGCUUAAACAGCAACAGAUAGCAUCAGCAGAUUUGCCGAAUGAAGACAUGUCAACAUCAACCAUAUCAAAAGCUGAAGAACAUUCUCGAAUGAAAGAUCUUGAUGAAACAUUUGAAGAAAAGUAUACCAAGUUGAGGAUAUUUGCUUUGAAACUCAAAAAGAAAUUGAAUGAGACUACAAGUCAAUUGCAGCAAGCCGAAAAAGAUAAAGCCAAGCUUGAGAAGUUGCUUAGUGAAAAUAAACCUGUUGUUGAAAAGGAUGAACUUGAUAGUCCAAAAGCAGAAAGCGUUGCUGUAACUGCAAGUGAAAGAAUUGAACUGGAGGACAGAGUCCGGAGUCUUACGGCGGCUCUUGAUGCUACCAAAAAUGUAACUACCGAAGUAGAGAAGUUGAAAGCCGAACUGGUUUGCAAAACACAACAGCUAUCAAGUGAAAUAGAAGCUCAUAAAGUCACGAAAGAAAACUUAGAGAAAGCCAAACGUGAUAUAAAGAAGAAGAAUGUUCUGAGCCUGGAGAUGGAAGAUUAUGAGAGAUCUAUGAAGGAGUUGUCAAAUAAAAUGGAAGAGAGCAAGAAAAAGAUGAUGCAGAUGGAAUCCACAAUAGACACGCAGGAAGGAACAAUCACUGCAAUGAAAACGCAAAUAAAAUUACUCGAGGAACAAAUCAAGACUGAAGAAAGACAGAACAGGCUGGUGAAAGAAGAACUGCAGCACGCUAUCGAAGACGGAAAAGAAAAAGAAAACUUAAUACAGAUGAAAAAUAAUAUCGUUUCAAAGUUAGAACAAGAUCUUGAAGAUGAAAAACGAAAGAAUGAGGAGUCUGACUUCGAAAUGACCGCACUACUUAGCGAUAAAGAAAAAGUCAUAAUGUCCUUAGGCGAAGAUAAGGCAGAGCUCAAUAAUAAGGUUAAGAAACUAGAGUUCAAAUGUUCCGAACUUAAUGAAAAGUUGAGGAUUACGAAUAUAGAGUUGGCUGAUUUGAAGACAGAGUAUACUAGUUACAAGGUGAGAGCUCAAGCUGUGUUACGUCAGAACCAGACUGUGGACCACAGUCAAGAGGAGCAGUUGAAAGAGGAAACGGCCGCCCUGCGAGCGCAGAUAGAAACGCUGACAGCUAAACUAACAACUGCACAGGAUCAACUAGUUGAGAAAACAGCAGAGGUGGAGAGUGCCCGUCGUCGCGUGGCCGAGGCUACUAACGAAGCAUCGCGCGCGCAGCAGCGGACCACGCGGUUACACGCCGACCUCGCGCGGCUCUCGCAACAGAUCGAAUCUGAACGGACGCAGAACAAGCUACAGGUUUCCACCUUAACACAAUGCUACAAAACUCAAAUAAGUGAGCUGGAGGCUAAGCUUCAGAAGGAGACGGAAGUGUUAAGAAAACAGCUGAGCACGGCUGAAGAGAGGCGGAAAACUGGCAACGUCGCUAUGACCUCACUCGAUGACGCCAACCGCAACCAAUACAUGUUGCCAGUUAUACCGAAGGAUGAGAGUAGCGAUGGAGAAAUGGAUAUCAAUGUCUCUAUGAUUCCGAGGGAGGAAGGCGAGGGUUCAGAGUCAGCUCCGUCGCCGCCUCCUUCGAAGCCGUACUUAGUAGGGGGAGGCAGUGGAAGGUCUCCAGUACCUUUAGAGAGGUUGCUGGAGGAGGGCGUGCCUGAUGACGAGACCAUGGACACGUCUUCACUCGCGCUCACGCCCGACCAGGAGAUAGCUGACCUCAAACGUAGAUUGAAUGCUCAACACCAAAGGGUGAAGCACGUGACGGUGCUGCUGUCGGAGUCGGAGCGCGAGUGCGCGCGCAUGGCGCAGCUCAGCGACCUGCUCAAGGCGGAGCUGCGGCGCGUGCGCGGCGCCACCGCCAACGCGCACAACACCGAGUACAUGAAGAACGUCACGCUCAAGUUCCUGACUUUACCGCCUGGUGACGAGCGUAGCCGGCUCGUACCUGUCUUACAAAAGAUACUUACACUGACCCAAGAAGAGACACACAAGAUAAAUGCGGUCGCUAAAGGAAUGGAUCCAAACCCAAGCAAAGGUUGGGGAAGCUACCUGCCCUGGCCAGGAGGGAAAUAAUACUUACCAAAAUGAUUGUAUUAGGUCUAGGAGACUACAAUGAUAGUAGAAAUUACGCUAGCCAUGAUGCAUACAAUAGAAAUAUAUAAAUUAUCUGUGAUUCUACCUUGACGAAUUCCUUCUUUAAAUUUCAGAACUUUAUUUGCAUUUAAGGUUAUAAUUAAUAAUUAUGUAUUCUUUUACAUAAUAAUAUAUUAGUUGGUUCGAUCAUGUAUAAUUACUUUUUGGUAGGUUUUAUGACUGGGUAUGGAAAGAGAAAUCUACUUUGUCCAUCAGUCAGAUAUUGCAAACCUACUUGACGUCACAGUUUUGCACAAGCUAUACUAAAUCCUGACGUCAUCUGAAAUUUCGAGUCUUUAUAUCGCAAGUGUUUGUUUAGUCCAAAAAGCAAUAAAAAGUGCCCAAUAUUUCUGUUAAAGUAUUUGACGGACACAAAAGAGUCAUCAACCUAAUUGUAUUUACUAUGAUAGAAAUUUAAAAAUAAAUGUAAAAAGUUAGAGAGACAAUUUAGAAUAUUAUUAAAUUAAUAUUACUAUUAUUAUUCAAAUAGGGAUUUUCUAUACGUCGAAUUGUGUCGGUAUAUUUAUAUAGCUAUCACAAAGUGAAAGGUGAUGAUGAAAUAUUGUUUUUUUUUUAUAAUUGGUGUUCGAAUUUCCGACGUGAUGUAAUAUAAUUAGUUAUUACCUCCAUUAGUAGGUUAAUAAUUAGACACAUUAUGCGAGCUCAUUUUUUAAAAAAAAUAUUGCAUCUUGAUUACCACAGUUCUUUAUAUCAUUGUUAUGUAAUAUUUAUCAGGUCAUAAACAUAUUAUUUAAAAAAAAAUAUUAUUAAAUUUAAGAAUUGUUUUGUUUUGAUACGAAUGAGCCAUCGUUUCCACAGUAAUCGUUAGGGAAAAUGUAAUCAGCACGUUAUCCUUUCUAUCAGUUACAAUAACAUUCCGCGGGUCUUUGCUCAUUAUUGUAAAGUCCAUCCGCACGAGAAUUUAUAUCUAAUCUUCGAAACUGCGUUCUAUUUUAUCUUAUUGUGUGGAAAUAUCAUAUUAUCUAGUGUUAAUAAAUAACUUUAAUUGUCUUCUUUAAUUUAUGAAUUUUUGUCAUGUUUAAUUAUGUCUCCUUUAAUUUAUAUUUUUCUUGACACACUAAAUGAGAUAUUUGGAUAUAAAUAUGUAUUAUUUGGUUAGUUACUAGCCACUAAGCUUGAUUCGCCACUUACAUUUGAUGAGCAGGAUUUGCCUGUUUUUUCAACGUAUACUGUCAUUAAUGCGUUUGCCUUUUCUAUCAAGGCUUUGUCACCUAAUUUGACGAAACUUGUACGUUGUAAUUAUAUUAUAUUUAUCUAAUUUUCAUUAUUCAUUAGACUAAAAUCUCAUACCACUCACUAUAUCUACACAAUAUUUAGAUUUUUUGCUUUUAAAGAGCUUAUUUAAUAUUCCUAUUUUUAAAAUAAAUAUAACUGAGAUGCAUUGAAGUAUUCGUUUGAAUUUAAUCAUAAGUUAUUAAAAAAAUAUGUUUAAACAAUUAAAUGAUUAUGAUAUAA